This is a messenger RNA of Photinus pyralis (common eastern firefly), 2173 nucleotides long. Its product is annotated as sorting nexin-4-like. Gene Ontology annotation, molecular function: phosphatidylinositol binding. Gene Ontology annotation, biological process: protein transport. Bases 366 to 1601 code for a protein of 411 amino acids. The record is from RefSeq and is a predicted model, not a curated record. The transcript has 9 exons. NCBI's taxonomy places the organism in Eukaryota, Metazoa, Arthropoda, Insecta, Coleoptera, Lampyridae.
GAUGGCUGUAAAGUUUCUGAGCUCCAGAGUAUCAGUUUUAACUUAAAUUUGGCUACUUUUCAGUAUUUGUGUAACUCUUGUGCAAACUAUUAGCGUCAGAGAGAAUAUAGAAGACAUUUGAAAGUUAAAGAACGAACUUUUUGUUUUAGACUAUUUGUGGACCCUUAUCCAUCACACAUAUGUACGCCGCUGCUUUCUGCAAAUCCUGCGCUGGUACUGGGGAAGGAUUGACUGAUUGACAACACUGUUGAAUUCAUGAAAUUGUAAAUAAAGAAGCCAGAGAAAACUAUGAGUAAUUGCAAAUAUUAUUCUACAUUGUCAUAACCUGCACUUGCCAAACCAGUAUGAUCUAAAAAACAAUUGAAAUGGCAGAAAAUUACUCCAUUAAACCUUCAAAUGAGGACUCUUUAUUGAAGCAUAUAGAUAUAUCGGUGUUGGAAUCGGAAAAACGUACCAAUGGUGCUCUUAACUUACGGGAUUACUAUAUGGUUUACUUACUCGAAGUGAGAACAACUAAGGCAAAGGUGACGGAUCCCAAGUUUUGCAAUGAAUUCACCAAUCUCUCCAUGGUAUGGCGUCGCUAUACAGAGUUUGAACAACUGUACAACUACUUAAAAGUCACCUAUCCUUACAUUGUAACACCACCUUUACCUGAAAAACGUGUGCUAUAUGGUUGGCAAAAGGUCUCUAAUGACGCCUUUGAUCCAGAUUUCAUCGAUCGCAGACGGGCCGGUUUGGAAACGUUCCUUUUACGCAUUUCUGCCCAUAACAUCUUAAGUUGGGAUAAGCAGUUUUUGCAAUUUCUUCAAGAUGAUUUGUGGAGAGAAGCAUAUAAGUCUAAUGGGUACCUUCAGUUGGUAGAAAACAAGUUGAAGGGAAUCACAGUUUCCGUCCGACUUAAGACUCCCGAUCCACGUUUCUUAGCAAUAAAAAAUUAUAGUAAUACUUUACAUUUAAAUUUAAAUAAUGUUCUCAGAGUUAGAUCGAGAGUAGCUGAAAAACAAUAUAACAUUCACAAGCUACAUGCAAAUUAUGGUCGUGUUUUUAGCGAAUGGAGUGCAAUUGAAAAGGACAUGGGCGACGGAUUGCAGAGAAUGGGGCAUUACUUGGAUUCGUUAGCUUCAAGUAUCGAUUCUGUAUUAGAAGAUGAAGAGUUGUUGGCGGAUCAAUUGAAGGAAUAUUUAUUUUUUGCCGAGUCCGUGCAAAAUCUUUGCAAACAUCAGGAAAUGUUGCAAGUUCAGCUGGAGGACGCCGAAAGUUCUGUUGCAAGUAAAAGUAAUGAAAAGUCGAAAGCUCAACAGGGAAAGCUAGGAGUCAUGUCUAAACUGUUUGGUGCUGUAGACACAGAAGAAGUGAGAGAACUGAAAAUUAACUUAUUGAAUCAGCAGAUUCACGAUGGAUCCGAAGUUGUAGGCUCAUCUAAGAGUGAAUUGAGUAAUUUUUGUUCCAAUGCUUUAAAGGACGUGGAGAGGUUCCAAAGCCAAAAAGUAAUAGAUUUAACUGACACAUUAGCAGCAUACGCGGUGUUGCAGUUAAAAACAACAAAGAAGAGCCUUCAGACAUGGUUUCAAAUUCGAGACUGUCUCCAACAUAUUCCGUAAUCACUUCAUAACAUUCUCAACGCUUUUUAAAAGAUGUUUACUUAAUGUAGAUUUAUUUUUGUUGAUCUUUAAAGUAUAUAUAAUAUUAAGUUUACCUUUUUUGUUACUCACGACUGAUACCAUUGCCGUAAAUAAACAUUAGAGCAAGGGCCCUCAGUUUGUUAACGUGGCUUUGCUCAUCGAUGUUACCUUCUUAACGUACCACAGUUCCUUUUGUGGUAAAUUAAAUUGAUUAAUUGCACAUACAAAUCAUUGGUGCUAUUUUUCUAAUAAUUUGAUUGUUAUGCUUUAUGGAUUUCCAGGGAAAUUUUAGGGAAGACAGGAAUCUAGGUCACUGAAAUCUCCUCAUGAGCAUAUAUGUGUUUUGUGAUAUUAUAGGCGAAAAUUUAUUGCAUAUGUACCCAAUUUGGUGUUCUUAUUAAGUCGUUUGUUCAUAAAUAGUACAACGAAUUUAAAUUAUUUCUGUAUGUAAGCACAUUUUUGUGAUAUAUUUGAUGUACCUUUAGCUUUAUUCUACUUCUUAAUUAAUACAUAUCCUACAACUAUCUUAAUAAAUGGUGAUGAAUAAGGCA